This is a messenger RNA of Phoenix dactylifera (date palm), 581 nucleotides long. NCBI's taxonomy places the organism in Eukaryota, Viridiplantae, Streptophyta, Magnoliopsida, Arecales, Arecaceae. The record is from RefSeq and is a predicted model, not a curated record.
CCCUGACCUCUUACCUCUCCAUCUAUAUAUGUAGUAUGGACCCACUCUCUUUCGAAUAGGGUUUUUGUAUUCAAUAUGCGGUACUGCAUUGAAAAGAAUGGAUGGGGUUAAGAAAUAGAGAUCUGAGAGAGGGCCCCCGUCUCCUUCCGCCUCUGCUGUGGUCGACGUUGCCGUGGCUUGAAGCCUCGAAGGUCUCCGUAAAUCUCUCUCCUCCUUUGUUUUCCAGCCAACCACAGGCUGGACGAAGGCAAACCCUUCCGCGCGGCCCUCAGAUCAUUGAUCUUUACGUGGUUUAUGCUAUUGUUACAGCUGUAAUUCAGGUUGUCUACAUGGGAAUAGUUGGAUCAUUUCCAUUUAACUCUUUCCUCUCAGGAGUUCUCUCCUGUGUAGGUACAGCGGUACUUGCAGUUUGUCUCCGCAUUCAAGUCAACAAAGAGAAUAAGGAGUUUAAGGAUCUACCACCAGAACGAGCUUAUGCUGAUUUUGUUCUCUGCAAUCUGGUGCUCCAUCUGGUCGUCAUGAACUUCCUCGGGUAGGAGAAACUGUGCCUUGGUGCACCGAGGCAUAGAAUUAUGUUUCUG